Molecule: messenger RNA, 2784 nt
Organism: Lipotes vexillifer (Yangtze River dolphin)
Lineage: Eukaryota; Metazoa; Chordata; Mammalia; Artiodactyla; Lipotidae
Gene: CBX4
Product: chromobox 4
Exons: 11
Coding region: 1-2784 (927 amino acids)
Biological process (GO): protein sumoylation; negative regulation of transcription by RNA polymerase II
Cellular component (GO): PRC1 complex
Molecular function (GO): SUMO binding; SUMO ligase activity
Source: RefSeq, a predicted model, not a curated record
AUGGGCUCCCCCAAGGAGAGCAGGGUGACAGAUGGGGCUGAAGAGGAAGGGCUGGACAGCAGGGAUAACCGCCGCCCCAGGUGUCCAGCGGAGCUCGCCGCGCUCCCGCCCCUGGGGAUCGAUCGGCUGGCUGGCGACGCGCGGCAGCGGCUCCGGAGCCACCGCCCCCUCCCCCGCCCGGGCUACGCAGGACGCGGCCUCGAAGCAGCGUCCUCGCGGUUCCGGGCCGCGGCCGGUCUCGGCUGCCGGCCAGCGGGGAAGGCGGAGACGCACCGGGCCCUUCCUAUCGCUCGGGCCUCGCCACGCCGGGCUGCCCUGACGCUGGGAAGGGGUGGACCAGCCGACGUCGUAGAAAACGACGCGUCCCGCUUCGGCGCCCGCGACCACCGCGUGCCGCAGGCGCGACCCUGCGGCGGCCAGUGUGGCCCCAAGGCUUGCCCCAAGGGGCCACGACCUCGCGGCGCGCCGGACCCGUUCCCCGCCCCGCGCGCCCAACCGGGCCCUCCCACCUGGAGCCCCAGCUCCGGCCCCCAGCUGCUCUCUGAGGAGGGACGCGGGGGCGUUAGGGGCUUCACCACCCAAAUGAAAGCCGACCUUCGCGGGCGAUUCUGUCUUUGCCUUCUCCUUGCAUCCAAUCCCGCGGACCUGAGCUCCUCCCCGCACCCGCUGGCAGCUCCAGAAAAGAUCCGCCGUAUUGGCCGGCGGGAUCCACCCUUCCUCCCCAGCUCAGCAGCAGGCCGCCCGGCUCCUGCGCAAACCCGCCGUCGGGGCACCGGGUUCUAUAGCGUGGCCCCCGAGAUCCGGAGCGCGGGCCCCGGAGGGGCGCGGGCGGAGCGAGCCGAACAGCGGCCUGCGGAGUCCGACGCCCCUGGCGGCGCGGAGGCUGCAGCGGCCGCUCGCCCUCCCUCGGCACCCCCCUGCCCGGAGAAGCCUCGGAAACACCCCUUGGAAAAAGAUUUUCCAGGGGAUUUUCUAGCGAGGGGGCGGGCGGAGUGUCGGGAAGCUAAGACCCUCCCCGGACGAAGGGACUGUCCAGGACAAGAGAUCGCAGCCCCGCGGGCGGCGCCCUCGGAGGCCGCGUGGGGCGCAGCAGCUCCCCCAGCCGGACGCUGGAGCUGCACGCCGGAACGCGCCGUCUCGCCGCCGGAGGUGCUAAACUUCACACUCGGCGGCUUCUCCGGCCGCGUCGGGAGGGCCUCGGCUCGGCUGCCGCUGCCGCUAAAUAGCUUUCGGUUCAUGAAGGCAGAAUAUAACACGUGGGAACCCGAGGAGAACAUCCUGGAUCCCCGGCUGCUGAUCGCCUUCCAGAACAGGGAACGGCAGGAGCAGCUGAUGGGAUAUNGGAAGAGAGGGCCAAAGCCCAAACCACUGGUGGUGCAGGUACCUACCUUUGCCCGUCGUUCCAACGUUCUGACCGGACUCCAGGACUCCUCGGCUGACAACCGCGCCAAGCUGGAGCUGGGUGGUCAGGGCAAGGGCCAGGGGCACCAGUACGAGCUCAACAGCAAGAAGCACCACCAGUACCAGCCGCACAGCAAGGAGCGGGCGGGCAAGCCCCCCCCGCCAGGCAAGAGCGGCAAAUACUACUACCAGCUCAACAGCAAGAAGCACCACCCCUACCAGCCUGACCCCAAAAUGUAUGACCUGCAGUACCAGGGCAGCCACAAGGAGGCGCCCAGCCCCACCUGCCCGGACCUAGGCGCCAAGAGCCACCCGCCAGAUAAGUGGGCCCACGGCGGGGGUGCCAAGGGCUACCUGGGAGCGGUGAAGCCCUUGGCCGGUGCGGUCGGGGCUCCAGGCAAGGGCUCCGAGAAGGGUCCCCCCAACGGGAUGACGCCGGCCCCCAAGGAAGCGGUGACGGGCAACGGGAUUGGGGGCAAGAUGAAGAUAGUCAAAAACAAGAACAAGAACGGACGCAUCGUGAUCGUGAUGAGCAAGUACAUGGAGAACGGCAUGCAGGCAGUGAAGAUCAAGUCCGGAGAGGCAGCCGAGGGCGAGGCGCGCUCCCCCAGCCACAAGAAGCGGGCUGCCGAGGAACGUCACCCCCCUGCAGACAGGACUUUCAAAAAGGCCGCGGGGGCGGAGGAGAAGAAGGCGGAAACGCCCUCCAAGAGGAGGGAGGAGGAGGGGCCGGGGCCCGGGGACCCGCAGCCCCAGGAGGCCGGCUCCCGAAAGCUCUCCCCGACCAAGGAGGCCUUCGGCGAGCAGCCGUUGCAGCUCACCACCAAGCCUGACCUGCUGGCCUGGGACCCGCCCCGCGGCACACAGCUGCCCUCCCAUCAUCACCACCACCACCACCACCACCAUCACCACGCCGUCGACCUAAAUCUCUCCCACGCGCGCAAGCGCUGCCUCUCCGAGACCCACGGCGAGCGAGAGCCCUGCAAGAAGCGCCUGACAGCGCGCAGCAUUAGCACCCCCACCUGCCUGGGGGGCAGCCCCACCGCCGAGCGCCCCGCGGACGUGACCCCCGCUGCCGCCCUCCCGCAACCGGAGGUCAUCCUGCUGGACUCGGACCUGGACGAGCCCAUAGACUUGCGCUGCGUCAAGACGCGCGGCGAGGCCGGGGAGCCGCCCAGCGCCCUCCAGGUGAAGCCUGAGGCGCCCGCAACCGCGGCGGUGGCAGCUGCGCCGGCGACAGCGGCCGAGAAGCCUCCGACCGAGGCCCAGGACGAGCCCGAGGAGCCACUCAGCGAGUUCAAACCCUUCUUUGGGAAUAUAAUUAUCACCGACGUCACCGCAAACUGCCUCACCGUCACGUUCAAGGAGUACGUGACGGUGUAG